Messenger RNA from Onychomys torridus (southern grasshopper mouse), 1251 nucleotides. It is a transcript of the gene Ptma, whose product is annotated as prothymosin alpha. NCBI's taxonomy places the organism in Eukaryota, Metazoa, Chordata, Mammalia, Rodentia, Cricetidae. The record is from RefSeq and is a predicted model, not a curated record. Bases 228 to 560 code for a protein of 110 amino acids. Gene Ontology annotation, molecular function: histone binding. The transcript is spliced from 5 exons. Gene Ontology annotation, biological process: negative regulation of apoptotic process; positive regulation of transcription by RNA polymerase II. Gene Ontology annotation, cellular component: nucleus.
CCUGGCGCCGCGUGAGUCCCCCACUGGCUGCUCCGAAAAGCCAUCUUUGCAUUGUUCCCGGGUCCUGCUCCGCGCCCGCUGCAGCCGCCUUCGCCGCCCGCCUCCUCCUCCUCCGCCGCCGCCGCCGCCUCCUCCUCCGCGGCGGACUCCGGCAGCCUUCUCGCCAGAGUCCUCGAACUCGGUCCCUCUCUCUCCCUCGCUGCAGCGCAUCACCGGCGUGCCCCACCAUGUCAGACGCGGCCGUGGACACCAGCUCCGAGAUCACCACCAAGGACUUGAAGGAGAAGAAGGAAGUUGUGGAGGAGGCAGAGAACGGAAGAGACGCGCCCGCCAAUGGGAAUGCUAAUGAGGAGAACGGGGAGCAGGAGGCUGACAAUGAGGUAGAUGAAGAAGAGGAGGAAGGUGGGGAGGAAGAUGAGGAGGAGGAAGAAGGCGACGGUGAGGAAGAGGAUGGAGACGAAGAUGAGGAAGCUGAGGCCCCUACGGGCAAGCGGGUAGCUGAAGAUGACGAGGAUGACGAUGUUGACACCAAGAAGCAGAAGACUGAGGAGGACGACUAAGACAGCAAAAGCACGAGCUAGACUCAAGGCCGCCGUGACCUGUCCACCCUCCACUUCCCGUCUCAGAAUUUAAACGUGGUCACCUUCGAGUAGAGGAGCAGGCCCCGCCCGCCCGCAGCGGGCAAUGCCACCCACACACGACAUGGCGCUCUCCACCACCCCACCAAACCACAUGAAUUUGCAACAGGGGAGGAAAAAAACCAAAACUUCCAAGGCCCUGCUUUUUUUCUUAAAAAUACUUUAAAAGGAAAAUUUGUUUGUAUUUUUUAUUUACAUUUUAUAUUUUUGUACAUAUUGUUAGGGGGUCAGCCAUUUUUAAUGAUAACGGGUGACCAAACCAGCCUUCAGAGCGUUCUCUGUCCUACUUCAGACCUUACUUGUGGUGUGACCAUGUUCAUUAUAAUCUCAAAGGAGAAAAAAAAAACCUUGUAAAAAAAACAAAAACAACAACAAAAAAACAAUCUUAUUCCGAGCAUUCCAGUAACUUUUUUUGUGUAUGUACCUAGCUGUACUAUAAGUAGUUGGUUUGUAUGAGAUGGUUAAAAAGGCCAAAGAUAAAAGGGUUUCUUUUUUUUCCUUCCUUUUUUUUUGUCUAUGAAGUUGCUGUUUAUUAUUUUUUUGGCCUGUUUGAUGUAUGUGUGAAACAAUGUCCAACAAUAAACCGGAAUUUUAUUUUGCUGAGUUGUUCUAA